This is a messenger RNA of Aplysia californica (California sea hare), 906 nucleotides long. RefSeq names its product basic salivary proline-rich protein 3-like. Lineage: Eukaryota; Metazoa; Mollusca; Gastropoda; Aplysiida; Aplysiidae. Bases 1 to 906 code for a protein of 301 amino acids. The transcript is spliced from 4 exons. The record is from RefSeq and is a predicted model, not a curated record.
AUGGCGGAGGCAGACUGCCUGGACCCUGAAUGUCACAACGACCCCGGGCAGAGAGAUACAACGCCCCUGCACACAGACACAGAUACUCGAUGUGGCACUGACUGCCUUGUUGUUUUUGUCUCCAAAGUGAGAGGUCGUGGAUCUGCAGCAGUUGGGCCACUAGCCCAGCCACAGGGGCGCCAGAACUCACAAAGUACAGCUGAAGGAACGCCGGAAAUCAUGCGAGGCGCCCAAUCACGUGACCCACAUCCACAACAAGGCGCCCAAUCACGUGACCCACAUCCACAACAAGGCGCCCAAUCACGUGAUCCUCAGCCCCAACAAGGCGCCCAAUCACGUGACCCACAUCCACAAGGUGCCCAAUCACGUGACCCACAUCCACAAGGUGCCCAAUCACGUGACUCACAUCCACAACAAGGCGCCCAAUCACGUGAACCACAUCCACAACAAGGCGCCCAAUCACGUGAUCCUCAGCCCCAACAAGGCGCCCAAUCACGUGACCCACAUCCACAAGGUGCCCAAUCACGUGACCCACAUCCACAAGGUGCCCAAUCACGUGACUCACAUCCACAACAAGGCGCCCAAUCACGUGAACCACAUCCACAACAAGGCGCCCAAUCACGUGAUCCUCAGCCCCAACAAGGCGCGCGGGACAUCAACAACAACAUCAACAACCAAAACUGGCCAGAAUUCACUCUGGGCCAUGCAACCGGUUCCCCGGCCGUCCUUCUCUGCCUCUGUUUGAUGUGGUACGACAAAGACUUUGUGAGUGUCACCAACUCUCUGGUGUCACACGGCCACUUCCGAUACAGUAAGAUUAUGCAAGAGGAAAAUUCCUCUGUUCGAAAGCACAUUGACAUGUAUACACUGCUUGAGCUAUUUUACGUCUCCAUUGACAGAACGUAG